AUGCGUGCAUUGCACAGUAAAUUGCCAAAUAUUCGUUUACUGUCUAAAUUUUUAUUUGGCAAUUCAAAAACUCUAAAUACUGUACCUGCAGAAUUUUCACCUAUUCCUGAACCAAGACAUUAUGGUCGUGAUCAAGCAACAAAUCCGAAAGAUGAUCGUUUUAGUUUUACCACAG
This is a messenger RNA of Funneliformis caledonium, 175 nucleotides long. The record is from the annotation of a GenBank genome assembly. NCBI's taxonomy places the organism in Eukaryota, Fungi, Glomeromycota, Glomeromycetes, Glomerales, Glomeraceae.